Messenger RNA from Chlorella variabilis, 1078 nucleotides. RefSeq lists its product as hypothetical. The coding region runs from base 1 to 786 and encodes 261 amino acids. The record is from RefSeq and is a predicted model, not a curated record. The transcript is spliced from 7 exons. Lineage: Eukaryota; Viridiplantae; Chlorophyta; Trebouxiophyceae; Chlorellales; Chlorellaceae.
AUGUCUGUCCUCACCAGGGCGACCGCCGGCUUGCUGCGGGGGCUUGGGCGGGCGCUGGACGGCUUGGGGAGCGCCGUGCAGGGCAGCGGCGCCUACAAGGAGACCUUGAACAAGGCGCAGAGCGUGCAGGCCUUUGCCGGCAAGCGGCCGCAGCUGGCGGAUAGCGUGUUUGUGGCGCCCAAUGCCAGCGUGGUGGGGGACGUCAAGAUUGGCAGCGGCGCCUCCAUUUGGUAUGGCGCCGUGGUGCGGGGUGACGUGAACAGCGUGGUGAUUGGGGACCGCACCAACGUGCAGGACAAUGUACUGGUGCAUGUUGCCAAGCACAACAUGGCUGGCAAGGCGCUGCCCACCCAGAUCGGCAGCAAUGUGACCAUCGGUCCGGGGGCCACGAUCCAUGCCGCCACCAUUGAGGACUGUGUGGUGGUGGGCAUGGGGGCAGUCAUCAUGGAUGGGGCCAAGGUUGAGAGCAAGUCUGUGGUGGCCGCGGGGGCGCUGGUGCCGCCAGGCACCGUCAUCCCCAGCGGCCAGGUGUGGGCGGGCAGCCCAGCCAAGUUCCUGCGCAAUCUCAUUGAGGACGAGGUGCAAUUUGUGAGCGCCGCCGCGGACUCGUACAGCCAGCUGGCGCUGCUGCACGCCGAGGAGAAUGCCAAGUCGUUUGAGGAGGUGGAGGCGGACAAGGCGCGGCGCGCUGACCGUAUUUCCCGCGACCCCGACUACGAUGAGCAGCAGGGGGUGGCUCGGGACUACGUGACCCGCGAGAUUGUGAAGGUGGCCGACAGCACUUGAUGUGCUGUGGUGGAGUGAGCGCGCACGGCCGCUAAGGACAUGCGCCGCGCGGCCAGAGCGCGGGGCCAGGCCUGGAGCGCGCCCCGGUCUCCCGUCUCCCCGCGCCGGGAGGCCGCCGGGCAAGGGUUCAACCCUGCCGGCGCCUCCUGCAGACUGCUGCGGUGGGGCCUGAGUUGUUUUGGGCUCCCCGUUGGCGGAGCUGCCACCCCUGAGCUUGCGGCGGCGCAUCGCCUUGCGCCCCGGCCAGCCGCAGCCCACCAGCCUCUGCGCCUGUAACUGGCUUGCAGCGCCC